AGACAAAUUAAAUGCAUCUCGAUAGAUAUAGCAAUCGCUUUGGCAAAACGACUAGGUGAAAGUCCUUUAAACGAAUCGAUUUUCAAGACUAUAGAAGCUGCAAGUGAUCUCCAGUCUUGGAAAAUGAGACAGCAUCUCGCCAACAACAUAUCCGAAUUCCAGAGAUGUAUUCCUUACCCCAUCUACCGCGGCAAAAUAUUGGCUCUCUUUCAAAAACUCGCCCAAGAUAUUGAUGCUACUGUUCGUACUAUCAUGGCCAAAAACAUCUCCAAAUACUGCAAAAACUUACUGGAAUCGUACACAGUCCACCCGCACCAAGAGAACAACUUCGAAGCCAUCUUCAAACAAAGCAUAAUGCCUACCAUCGAUAAGCUUGCCAUAGACGAAUACGAAGAUGUUAGAUUAGCACUUUCUUCAAAUAUAUUCGAAAUAUGUUCAAUAUUAAGUGAGGAUUGUAUUAACGAAACAAUGUUGCCAUUCCUUCAAAAAAUAUUGAUGCCCGACGAAUCUAUCGGCAUUUUGGCAAACUACUUACAGGGUUUAAAUUAUGUAUCUUCCAAAAUCGACCUCUCCAAAUCGCUAAAUAGCAUUUCGACAGUAAUUAAAACUGUCCUGACUCUAUCCCAGUCCAACUGGAGAAGUAGAAGAGGCAUCCUCACCACAUUCAUCGACAUUUCUAACUUUUGCAAGCCAGAUUAUUUCUCUAGUGAACUCAAAAUUUACUUUGCAACACUACUGGGAGAUCAGGUGUUUGCAGUGAGAAGAAGCGCUACACUUAUCGUUCCAUUUCUGGCAAAAAGAUACGGUAUCAAAUGGUCCAGAGAACAUUUAGUUCCUUACGUUAUUUCUUUCUAUCAAGAUAAAAAAUAUCUUUAUAGAUUUGUGCCUCUGUUUGGUAUCAGCGAAAUGAUCAAACCUUUCCUCUGUGAGUCUCCUGAAUCAUAUCUGAAUGAUUUCAAAAAGAUUAUAGAAGAUAAUGAUAAUAUUAAUAAUAAGAAGGCUUUGAUAUCACUGGCGAGGAUAGUUAAAACGUCUAAAGUCAUUGAAAAUAAUCUUGAAAAAGAGAAAUACAGCAAACUAUUGAGUUUCACAGACGAGUUAGACUAUGUCUCAAGCAGCGACCCUAAAAUAUAUUCUGAAACAGCUUUCAGUGAACUUCAGGAAAAAUACAAAAAAGAAAACGUGUAUUCAGUAGAACCUAUCGAUUUUGAAAAUGACCAUCAGCCGUAUCUUGAAGGAAUUCUUUUUCUUAUCCAUGAAAAGUUUUUAUCGGUCUUGGAGAUUUUAUCUAAGGACGAUAUGGAUAACAUUGCUGUAAGAGCUGUAGUAACACUUGGCGAAGUACAAGAUUUUAUAGCAAAAGUUAACAAGGAAUGUAAAGAACCCUGGGUUGAGAAUAGCUUAAAACAACUAACCGCAGAAGAAUUGUUGAAUAUCGACAACGAGUUGAAGAGUGAACUUCAAACGAAAGUACCGGAAUUAGAAGAAGUUUUGGAUACCACUUUGGCAGACAAUAACGAUACCGAAGUUGAUUUAAGUAAAUCAAUAUGCAUAGAUAACUCUGGCAUAACAAAAGACAGCGAAACAAAAGUAAAUAUUGAAUCUGUUAGUAGUAAUAUUCAACCUGAAUCCACAAUUCUAGAUGUAGUAAAUUUAAAUAAAGAGGACAUAAAAACAUCUGAGGAUAAUCCAAACAAAGAAAUACCUGAAAGUUCAAACUUGAAAGAAAAUGGUAAAAGAACAGAAAAUGUUGAACCAGCUGGUAGUAAUAUUGAAAAAUCCAAAAUAUCAGAAGAAGCAAAUGUAAAUGUAGAAGAGAAUGUAAAAAUAAUAAAAUCGCCAGAUGAUACUUCAAACAAAGAAAUUUCAGAAAGUCCAAAUUUAAAAGAAGAUGUAGUUCAAGAUAAAACAGACGAGUGCAAAUAAUGAAAGAGAUUUUGAGAAUAACUCAUAUUUAAUUUAUUCGUUAAUAUUUUAAUAUUGUAGGUUAAAAGUACACAUAUUUUGAGAUUGUUUUGUAUAUUAUAGUCGUUUAUUAUAUUACAAAAUUAAUAUUAAGUUUAUGUAAAUAUUAUCUGAUUAUAAAUAUAAAUUUAAAGUUAUUAAGAAA
Molecule: messenger RNA, 2110 nt
Organism: Sitophilus oryzae (rice weevil)
Lineage: Eukaryota; Metazoa; Arthropoda; Insecta; Coleoptera; Curculionidae
Product: probable serine/threonine-protein phosphatase PP2A regulatory subunit
Exons: 2
Coding region: 124-1926 (600 amino acids)
Biological process (GO): protein dephosphorylation
Cellular component (GO): protein phosphatase type 2A complex; cytoplasm
Molecular function (GO): protein phosphatase regulator activity
Source: RefSeq, a predicted model, not a curated record